Messenger RNA from Centruroides sculpturatus (bark scorpion), 3331 nucleotides. Its product is annotated as HMG box transcription factor BBX-like. Bases 477 to 2924 code for a protein of 815 amino acids. Gene Ontology annotation, molecular function: DNA-binding transcription factor activity, RNA polymerase II-specific; RNA polymerase II transcription regulatory region sequence-specific DNA binding. Lineage: Eukaryota; Metazoa; Arthropoda; Arachnida; Scorpiones; Buthidae. Gene Ontology annotation, biological process: regulation of transcription by RNA polymerase II. The transcript is spliced from 9 exons. Gene Ontology annotation, cellular component: nucleus. The record is from RefSeq and is a predicted model, not a curated record.
CGAUAAUGAUUUUGAGUUAUCGGAAUAUUGAUUUAUAGAUGUUUUAUUGGGAAAAAUUUCGCAUGCAGAUUUUUUUGUAGAAGUACAAAAAUCUAAACAGUGUAAUGUAUCUAUACAUUGCGGCUUAUGUAAGCUGAUCAAAAUUUUAUGCAGUGUCCUUAGCCCAAGUCGGAAGUAUAAGCAUGUUGGGUACAAAGCCUUGGACACUAUUUCCCAAUCACUGUCUGAGGAAAAGUAAACACAUUUCUGGCUGCUGUUCAAAUUUAGUUUAAAAACAAUUACUAUUACGUCAUUAUACCUAGUUCCUAUGUUGAUGUAAAUGAAUUAUUGACAUCAAGAGUUGGAUUUACUACUUAUGUCAUAUUUGAAAUAAUUCGUUUUGAAGCAAGUAGAAUAUUGAGGUAGAACUUGAGGAAUUGGAUAGUGAACACGAUUCAAGUGAGCCGGAAUGUGGAGGGAGUGGAGUUCGUCGACCAAUGAAUGCAUUUUUUAUUUUUUGCAAACGGCAUCGAGAUGUGGUUCGUGAAAAAUAUCCCCAUUUGGAAAAUCGAAGCAUUACCAAGAUUUUGGGAGAAUGGUGGGCUAAUUUAGAACAAGAGGAGAAAGCUACUUACACAGAUUUGGCUAAACAGUACAAAGAAGCUUUCAUGAAGGCUAAUCCUGACUUUAAAUGGUACAAAAUGCCAACUCCACCAGCUAGAACACUAUUAACUCGACCAUCCAACCAGAGGCCUUCAAAAUUGCAGCUAACUAGCAAUGAAAAUCAAGAAGGUAGUUGUGGUAUUACACCUGGUAAAUUGGCAGAUGAAACUCAAAUGGGAGGUUUGAAUUCUCUUAUUACUCCAAAUGUUUCAUCAUCAUCAUCAUCAUCAUCGUCAUCUACAACAAGUGUUUCAGUAAAUAAUGUUGAAACUGUUUCUUUACCUAAAAUGGAUGUAUCCAGUAUUUCUGCUAUUGCUAAACCACCAAAGAAACGUUAUUUAAUAAAUGGAGCAUUCCCUUCAAAUUUAGAAUCAUCUGUCGUAACAAAUAAAUUGACUGAUCCUAAUACAACAAGUGUGUGUUCAGCAUUACUAGAGUUAGCAGAGAUGUGCACCAAUGCUGAAGUGCAAAAAAGAUGUGGACCACAGUCUACCUCUAAAAAUUGCACAUUUAAUGUUGGAAUAUCAAAUAUCCAAGGAAAUGACAGAUCUGCCAAAGAAUCUCCAUUUACUCAGUCCAGUUCUGUUCGAAUAAAUGCAGGGAAAAAUACCUAUAGUCAAAUACCUGUUUUUAAUGUUAAUGCUGCCAAUUAUGUCAUUGACCGUGCCUUUAGCCAGUCAUUAAACUCAGCUAGUUUUUCCAAGAGCUUUUUAGAGCAUCCAAUUUCAAAAUCAUUUGAACCACUUAUCUCAAAGACAUCAGCAUCUACAAAAUUAAAUGAACAUCCUACAGAAAUGCAGUUAUCAAAUCAACAAGAGCAACCACUGAAUUUAUGUAUGGAAAAAGAAAAAACUAUUAAAACCAGUCAGCAGCAAUUAAUUAAUCAUUUAGUUGUAAAAUUUAUGGGCGGUCCAGGGUGUAGUAAUAUAAUUGAUUCUACAAAUGAUAAAUCAGUGCAAAAAUAUAAUCAUACUUCUAAUAAUUUUCAACAAGAACUCAAUAAAGAUGAAAUUACAUCAUUUAAUUCAUAUGAAAUAAAUCAUAACACUGAUAAUAUGAAUAAUAAAAAUGAUACAGAAAAUUUUAAUCAUAAAGAUGAUGUUUCUUCACAUUGGAACAAUCAAAUGCCAGACAGAGAUAUGGUUGGUUCAAAAUAUGAACUAACAAGAGAAGAUUAUAAAAGUAAUGUUACUCCCCCUGUAAAAAAAUUAAUUUCUUCACCUCCAAAAAAAGCCAGAGCACUUAGAUGUUUGAUAUCAGAUAAUCCAGAAAGUGAAAGUCAUAUAAUGGAAGUAGAUAGUGAUAAAGUGACUAAAGAAAGUCCUUCUAAUAGUCAUACAAGUAGUCCAGUUGACAGUAAUGGUGUAUUUGAUGUAUCACCUGGGCAAAGAAAGUCUCAGCGUUUAUGCAAAGGAAAACGAUAUCAAGCACUUAUUUCAGAAGGUUUGAUACAACCAGUAAAAGAAAGAAGAACAAGUAAGUCAUCAACAAGUGAAGAUAAACAAGGAAGUGAUACAGAAUCAGUUAAAGAUGUUGAUGUCAGAUCACCUGCAAAUCGACGUAACAGAAAACGAAAUGCUUCAGAUUCAUCAGAAAGUGUUACAAGCAUUAAAUCAGAUAAAGAUGAACCCUCUAAGAAAUCAAAGGGAGGAUUAUUUGAUUUAGAUGAGCAAAUUGCUGCACUUCCAAAAUGCAAUAUGGAAUCUUUUACUAAAAAAAUGAAACAGCAAGUGUCUGGAGACAAUUUUGCCUUUCAUGAUGAUCGUUUUCAUAGUGAUACUGAUCCUGCUAAAGAUCCUGAUUUUAAACCAAGUGCUGCUAUUGCUAGACGUUUACGGCACCAAGGAAAAAAUACAGAUUCAACUUCGGGAACUUCAAAACACAAUAAUUCUUCAAGCAAAAGAUUUAAAUCUGGGGACUUUGAUCUUGAAGAACACAUUGCUGCACUGCCUAAAUGUGAUAUAGAAAUAUUAAACAGACCUCGAAGAAUGAAAAGACGCAAUUCAUCAUCUAAUAACCGACAAGAUAAAGGCAGCUUUUAUCCUCUUUCUUAUUCACCUUCAAGUGAAGGAGAAAAAGUACAAAGUGAUACUGAAGAAUUAGUAGAAACAGAUAAUGAGGAUAAAAUAAACAAUCAAACUCAGGUGGAAAACGAUGAUUCAACAGAAUUACAAGAAUCAGAUAAACAUUUCCAGCAUCCUCAAAAUUCAUUAGUUGGGAGUCAGAAGAGAAAAGCCAGAAAAAGGUCAAUAACUCAUUUAAAUAUUGAUCAUUCAGAAUAAAAAUACAGCAUACCAUUAUUUAAAUCCUCAUUCUAACCUACAUGGUUUGCCUAUGCAUUAAAGAAAUUGAACUCUGGAAAUUGGAAAUAAUGCAGAAUUAAGAAGAAAGCAACCCAUGUACUGCCAAUCAAAUAAAUAUUAAUAAGGAUAAAUAGAAUGGAUUUUCAUUGUGUUGUUUUAUCAUUGUUAAGUAUGUCAUUAUUCUUUGAUAUAUGUCAAAAUUUGUUGGGUAGUUGUUUAGUUGUUUUUGUUAAUUAAAUGACUUCUAUAUACAUACAUUACAUUUUUUCUUGCUUUAUUUCUCAUCCCAAUAUUUGUGCAGUUAAUAAAUUUAUUUCUAUUUUUAACAAACAUAAAUUGACAAAAAUUGAAAUAGCAUUUUUUGUAAUUUUUACAAUAAUAACUAG